Messenger RNA from Orussus abietinus, 5550 nucleotides. RefSeq names its product nucleolar protein 4-like. Bases 426 to 2003 code for a protein of 525 amino acids. The record is from RefSeq and is a predicted model, not a curated record. NCBI's taxonomy places the organism in Eukaryota, Metazoa, Arthropoda, Insecta, Hymenoptera, Orussidae. The transcript is spliced from 9 exons.
GCGAGGACGUUUCGUCAUCUCCCUCGAGCCGAGACCCGACGAGCACGAAGCGCCGAGUCGCGCGCGCCCUGCCGAGCCCGAGUCGUGCCGGAAGGUCUCCUCGACCGACUCCCGAGGGACUCCCGAGGGACUCUCCUGGACUCCGGCGGUCGAGGCGAGCCUCGCGUGUGCACAGUGCGAGGGAUUUUAUCCUGGCGCCGAUGGGCGUCGCGGUCGCUCCUCCUCCGUAAACUCGGCUCGCUCUCGAGGUCGUACCCAAGGGAUUCGGGACAAGGGGACGCCCUCGUGACCGCUCGAGGUCGUCCAGUGGACCGGGAUCGCGCGGAUCGAGGUUAGGUACGCCGAGUGCCGGUGCGCCAUGCGUUGAGGAUCGCCGAUCGCCGGCUGAGACGUCCACGCAGAGCCGAGGGAUCGCUCCAGGAAACAUGUCCGCCAAACGGAAGGCCACUGCCAUCAUGCAGCACCACAAGGAGAACAUCUCGACCUUGGAGCCUGCCGACAUCACCGAGGACGAUCAUUAUUCAAGCGCGCUCAUGAAAGACGCCGAUAAGGUGAAGCUGAUGCUGCUUGCGUGGAAUUAUAAUCUUCAGCAGCGGGCUCAGGCUGAGGCGCAAGCUGCGAUCGCGGCGGUCGUCUCGCCAAAUAACUCCUCGACAACCACAGCCACCACCAUCGGCACACCUGUCACCAGCCAAUCGGCCAUUUCCACGGCAAACAACACCAUUAACAACUCCACACUCACAGACUCAAGGAACGGCACGACGGAACUGGGCGAGCUCAGCGGAGGAUCCGUCCCGAGUCUGGGGAGCGUCGCGGGCGUCGGCGGCGAAGACAUGGCGUCUCUUUGGGCGUCCUAUGCGAUGGGCCUCAAAAAGACGCCGCCACCGGCCUCGUCGGGGACCCCCUCGAGGUCCGACCGGGAUCGGGAAUCCAGUCCUGGCGGGGGGGAGGGUACCGGGAGCGCCCAUGACGAGACCAGCAGCAGCGGAAACAAGGAGGACGAGGACGACGACGACGAGGAUGCCGACGAGAGGCUAGACCCCAGACACCACGACCCCGAGCGUCUCAAGGCGUUCAAUAUGUUCGUCAGGCUCUUCGUCGACGAGAACCUGGACCGCAUCGUGCCCAUCUCCAAGCAGCCCAAGGAGAAGAUCCAGGCGAUCAUCGACAGCUGCACCAGGCAAUUCCCCGAGUUCGCGGAGCGCGCCAGGAAGAGGAUCAGGACCUACCUCAAGAGCUGCCGGAGGAACAAACGCGGGAGGGAGGGCGCGCCCUGGGACGCCGCGAGGCCGACCCCGGCUCAUCUGACGUCGGUGCAGGCGGAGCAGAUUUUGGCAACAGCCUGCGAGAACGAGAGCGACAACGCGAAACGCAUGAGGGUCGGCUUGGAACCAGUCUCCCAGCCCAUGCCCACGCUCCCAGCGGCCACGCAAACGGACGUGAGAUCGAGUUUGGACCACUUCUCGGGCACGCCGGUAAAGUCACUCCCUGGCAAGCGCGAGGACACCCCUCCGGCCCCGCUCACCUCUCUGGCACCCCUCACCAGUCUGGCCAACUUGCCGAAUAGCACGCUCACCUCGACGCCUCUCUCUCUGGCCCCGGCAUCGAAGCUUCUCACUCCCACGGACAACAAGGGACUCAUGAGCCAGGCGACGAUAGUCAGCUCGUCGUCGGUUAAUGGUGUCGGCAGUGGAGGUGCACCAACGGCCAUGUACCGACCAAACUUCAGUCAGGCCUUCCAACGUGCUGGGCCGACAACGGUACCGCCAACCCUGUCGGCUGGCUUGUACCCCACUCAGAGCUUUACUUCGGGACUUCUGAGCAACGGUACACAAAGGCCGACCGACCUCAGCAUGAAGAACACGAAGCCCUUGCUGAGCCACAAGCUAAAUGCUACGGAGCUGACGGCGGUGAGACAGCUGAUCACCGGAUAUCGAGAAUCGGCUGCCUUCCUCCUCAGGUCUGCGGACGAGCUGGAACAGUUGCUGUUGCAGCAGCCUUAGAACCAUCUCGCGUGCGUCUCGGCGAUGCAAUUUUCGGGACUGCCAACUAGACAACGGUGAAGUCGCAGCCGGGGAAGAAUGGCUCCAAGAUGGACACCCCUGGGAGAAUACCAGUCGAUCGUCGCUUUUCAGCCUUGCCGGUCUAUUAGUGCGCUCAGGGAGAAAUACCUUCGAAUUUCUUGGUCGAAUCGACUAAGGGCCGAGUUGUCCUUCUUGCACCUAACGCGUCCAGUUUUCCCAUCUCGUUCUCGGAAUUUGGAACCGCCGUUUAAAUGAUAUGCGAUCCAGGACAACUGGAGGGUGGCCUUUGAAACCUUGAUUUACUUAAAAAAUCACCAGCGAUGACGCCCUUACCAGUCGUCGGUACACGUUCUGUCUUACCGACUGUAGCUGAAGCGUUAGUUCGGAAGUUUCCGCUUUUACGUGUACCUUUAACAGGUACGAGUUCAUCUUACCUGUGUUUCGACUGAGUAGUACGUUUGAAAUUCCAUGUGCAAAGGGAAAAUAAUGUUUCCAUGUAACUUCAUUUUCUUGCAAUAUACAAGAGCAGGAAUAUAUACUAUGUACAAUAAUGAUUAUGACUCCGGAAGGCUUAAAUACUGCUUCGUUGGGAGUACAAUUACCAGAAGGUAGAAAUUCAAGUAUAAAAGCGGUUGCUGCGCUGAGUGAUUCUUUAAGUACCAAGAAGUUGCUUUUUUCGAAUCUUGAAAGGCCUGUACGCACGCGACAGGGUACGUUUGCAUCUGAGCACCGUCGAUAAGUUUCCGGGACUGUUACGCGCUGGUCAAACGGUCGGUAAUAGUUCUUCCUUACAUCAUCCCAUGUAAAAAAGAAUUUCUCAGGGCUGUUAGUCUAGGAAAGUCUUGUCGGCGAUGCAAACGAAUGUACGAGUCACAUUUAACCGCUCGUAAUCGCGGCGAGCACUCGUUGUUCAUUGGUUCGCCGAAAUUUGGUCGAUGCUUUUGUAAAAUCUUUGACGUAGCGAGACGUAGUCGCGAAAAAGGCGACUGACGGCGAGAGAACGCAGAAACAGUAGACGCGCGUGUUCGCGCCGUUUCUCCGAGAUGGCGCCACGAACGUGUUCCCGGCGAACAGAUUCGUUAAAGAUUGGACGACUCUUAUGUUUAAGGGAUUUAUUCGAAACAGGGUGUACAUAGAGAGGAUUUACGAAUAUUUACUUAAUUAUUGUUAAGCUAAGAGUGCGAGUGCGAAUCCGAGAGGACGUUGAGCGUGUGCGAGAGCCAAGUGCCCAGGGUCGAGGCGAAACCUUAACCGAUACUUCGAAAUCAGAGUUGGAGGCGGCAUCGAAACGACGAAACUAAAUCCAACGGAAUCGCAGUUUAUCCAUCUCGAUUCAAUGCAUCCUGAACUGUACAUUACAUUAAACGAUGGCAUUCUUAUUUAAAGCCGUCUUGGAAUUAGUACCCUCGUUCGUUUUCGAAGUUCCGUUUGACUCCGGCGAAAGUGCCGCCACCCUUCGGACGAAUUCCCUAACUCUGGGCACCUCUGGCGAGCGAUGAGCGCCGAUUCCUAGAUAUUCGCGCAGUAAGAGCGAUUAAACGACCCGCAAUUCGUCUCGGGGAUUACGUCAAGCGAUCAGGAUACGUCCCAACAGGGACGUGCCGCGGAAGAUCUCCAAAGAAUGAUAAUUCUUCCGCGGCGAGGGAAGCUCUUGCGGAAUUCCUCGCGGGACGAAUGGCUGGUCGCGUCCACGUUUACUUUUGUACAUAACUAUAAAUACUAAUGUCCGCGUGUAUGCCUGUCGUGGGCCCUUGGAGAAUGUCGAGCGGUCUGUAGUCCUUUUCCGUGCUCUGGAAGACUCCUCGAGUCCUUGCGCGCAGAGACGUCCCUUCGUCGAAGGAUAUAAUCUACACGGAAGACGCUAAGAAGGCAAGAGGAGUCCUGCGCGCGACCCAGGGUGCACGAAUCGCCGGAAGUUCAGGACGGAUAGAACUUAUCGCGUGUCGCGAACUUCCCGGGAAAGGGCCGUUUCGUCUAUGGAACUAAUGAGAAGGAAGGAAGGUGGACGGACGGCGUUAGCGAUGCUCGUUAUACGACGGAUUUGGGACCAUCUCGUCGCGAUCGGACGAUAGACGGACGUAGGUUCAGUACCCGGGAAGGCGACGACCCGCGAAUCAGCGCCGACGACGUCGGGUACUGGACGUACGGACUUCAUAUACAUCACCAUGCUACCAAAGAACAUUGAUAAUUGAUAACGAUAGUAGGGACAGAGGACGCCGCGCCUCUCCCGCAGCGUUUCGACUCGCAUCGGGCGAACGUCUGCCGGGAUGUCCUCAGGGUUUCUGGCGCGCACAAAUUCGUACGGCUUGCCAGCCAGUCAAGGACAUCUCCGAGAUGUUCGAGGAGUGCGGAGAAUCGCUUUCUCGCGGUCUCGUUCCUCCGUGGGUACGUCGAGACGAAAAGAUUCGCCCGAAGGUCGCGGGACCUUCCCCCGUCGCGGAUUUUUCUCGUCCUCCCAAAUGCGCUCCCUUCCUCGUUGGCUUUUUCUUACGAUCGAAGGGAAUACGACGACGAGCCAAUCGGUGCUUACGGACCCACCAGGAGGAACCGGAAUUACCCUUUGGCGAGCGAGUUCGUGCCGUUCUGUCGUUGUUUUGUACAUAGGUCGCGCGGGGCGUGCGACCAAUAUUGAGAUGAUUAAGUUGCUUCUAUGAGACGCGAAGAGAGAGAGAAAGAGAGAGAAAGAGAGAGAGAGAAAGAGUAUAUAUAUGCGAGAAAUAUAAAUAUAUAAAUAUAUAAAUAGAAAAUAUGUUUAUACCGACGACGAGGAACGAUGGCGACGAGGACAUGAGAGGACGACGAACGAAUGACUUUCGAAAGCGAGAAGACACAUUCCCACCUCGAGCGAGUGCGGCGCAGACUUUUCGAAAUUCUCGUUUCUCGUUUGUCUCCUAUGUGGACAUUCUGUCGCUCAUGUCUUUUAGUUCCUGCACGCGGAAAUAAGUUGGAAUACCUGGACUUGGCGGGUUAAUCGUUAGACUCGAGACCGUCGAAGGGACGCUGGUUAAGGGCAGGCGUAGGAACCGAUACGUUUCGUCGGGAUGAGAAAAUGGCACGAGGGCUUUCUUCGAGAUCGUUAGGGACUUUUUUUAGAAAUAGGGCGAACCGGGGAAACAGGGCUUCUCUGAUCGAGGUACAAAAUACGAGAAUGGGGAGAGGAGACAACUCGAACGGUCUAUUUCGAAAGGACUCGCCGAUCACUCCCUACGGGGUACAGUUCUACAGUUCAUAUAAUUGCGAAUUGAUGUAUAUUGAUAAACGACAAAAAAAGGUUAAUGUAUUUGUUCCUGAGAAAUAAUAAUAGUAGUAAUAAUAAUAAUAUUGAUAUUGAUAAAUAACGAUAAAGAUACUUUGAUGGUACAUACUUUCGUAUAAGUAACGCUACAUUACUACGAUUACUGUAGAGUUGGUACGGUCUUCGAGGAUGCCUUGCCUGUAAAUGUAACUCACGUUAAAUGAAACAAAAAAAGCAGUCUUAUUACCUUGUAAAUGUCUUACCAAAUAUAAUCGAUUAUUCAACUUAUAA